AUGGAUCAGAUAGCAGAGUGCUCAUCAUCCAUAGCGCCUUCAUUGACGAUGGAUGCAUAUUCUCGGGAGACAUCAUCUGCCUACUCCUCUCCAGUUUCUGCUACGGCACCUCAAGCAGCGCUUUCUCAACCUAUUGGCUUGGGUAUAAUGAAUUGCGGAUUGGACCCUACCUUCGACCAUACCGCUGGUUAUCAACGUCCGAUGCCUUACCCGAUGUCUCCUCUUAGCCAUUCGCCGAACUCGCUAUUACAGACGACCGCUUUUCAUGGCUCUCCCUUCCAACCUCAAGACACCUCUAAUAAAGUAUGCUUCUCCGCAUACAACGGCUUUCAGGACUGGGGUGGUACUCAAGAAAUGAGCGCAUCGCCAAGUUACGGGUCAAAUUUGGAAAUUCAGUCUGGACAGGAGGUAUUUUAUCAAAUGCCAGGAUAUUGGGCCCCCAUGCCAUGCCCAGGACCGACGACUCCCCUGGAGGCUCUUUCUGUCAACGCGACUGUGCCCGCAAGACCCUACAUGUUCAUAAACAACUCUAGCGAAAGUGCUGGUAUAGCUCGCACUGCUUGCAAUGAAAUCAAGGUAGCUUCGGGAAAUAGGUUUGUCUGUCCGAAGUGUGGGAAUACCUUCACGAGGAAGUCGAACCUCAGGCAGCAUGAAAAGCAGCACGAUCCCGAAAGCAGGAAGAUUUCCCGCGUUAGCUGUUCCGAAUGCUCGAAGACCUUUGGAAGAAAGGGAGACUUGAGGCGUCAUUUUAACAACGUGAGGAAAAUUGGCCCAGCUGCCUUGACAAACGCUUACCCUAAUUCAGAAACAUCUUCAUAUUCGCGAACAUCACUGUGA
This is a messenger RNA of Penicillium cosmopolitanum, 837 nucleotides long. RefSeq lists its product as uncharacterized. The transcript has a single exon. Gene Ontology annotation, cellular component: nucleus. NCBI's taxonomy places the organism in Eukaryota, Fungi, Ascomycota, Eurotiomycetes, Eurotiales, Aspergillaceae. The coding region runs from base 1 to 837 and encodes 278 amino acids. The record is from RefSeq and is a predicted model, not a curated record.